CCAUCGUCCCCCGUCUCAUCACAUCGCCGUCGCCGGAGCCGGAGCCAGGCGGAGGAGAGAUCGUCUGCGCGCGGGAUGGGCGCAGCGGCGAAGAACCGCAGCGGCGCUGGAACCGGCACGGCGGCCUCGGAGGAGGAGAAGGGCCGCAAGAGGGGCCACGGAUCCACCGCGCUGUUCGUGGCCGUGGAUUACGCCUUCCUGCUCGCCUUCGCCGGGUUCCUCUCCUACCUCGUCGGCUCCCAGAUCCUCCCGUCCGCCGCAUAGAUCUGCCGCCCCCGUCGUCGUUUGCUUCUGGAGGCGAUGCGGUGUUAGA
This is a messenger RNA of Lolium perenne, 313 nucleotides long. RefSeq lists its product as uncharacterized. The record is from RefSeq and is a predicted model, not a curated record. NCBI's taxonomy places the organism in Eukaryota, Viridiplantae, Streptophyta, Magnoliopsida, Poales, Poaceae.